AUGCCUCUGAUCGACGCACGGCGUCUGCGUCGACCCCGAUUGCUUGUUUUGCUCCUGCUCGCCCUUUUGGGGUUGAUAGCGGUGACGCAUCGCCGGUCUGAGAACUGGACGGAGACCGAGAUUUCGAUCGAGGAGGCUGAAUAUAGACAUAGCUCGUUGGGAUGGUGUGAUGUGGCUCCGGAUUUAUGUGCCGAAUUCGGGGAGAUCGAGCUGAGGAAGGUGAUGAACUAUGAGGGAUCAGGACACGGACUGGCGAGGUUUUUGGCGAAAGCUCGACAAGGUCAAGGAUUCACAGUCGGAGCGUUAGGAGGAUCCGGCUCGGACUACUUUGCCAUGUGUUUCGGACAUCACAUACCUGAGGACGUAGAUUUAGUGCUGGUUGACAUGGCGAUCAACGAUGGGUUCUCAGAGAAAGGCGCGGAGUCGUACGAGACGCUCCUCAGACAUCUUCUGGCAUUGCCCAAUAGGCCCGCUGUGAUCAACUUGCAAGUAUUCGCCCUGAUGUUCCAGACGAUAGCAACCGGUGGUGACAUUCACCAAGGAAUUUCCUCGUAUUACGAUGUUCCCACAGUCUCGCUUCGUAAUUUGCUCCUCCCCAUCAUACUGCAAAACUCGUCAUACGGGAUAUCCUACUUUGAUCAUCCACCGGGAACAACGGAGCUAGACAGGGAAGGGUUGGGUACGCGGCAUAUAUCGGCAAAGGGCCAUGGACUGAUCGGCCGGCUGACUAAUGCAUUCAUUGACAUGCGAAUAAGAGACCUGGUUACGGGUCUUUAUGGAGCAGAAUUGGAGAGCAGACUUGUCCCGGAAACACCUCGAAUUCGAGCGCUGCAACGUUUCAAUACAUAUGAGGCCAUUCCCGCGAUCCCCCCAAAAUGCUUGUCGGCGCACUCACGCUCGCCUACUCUGAUCCCUUCCACAAACAAAGGAUGGCGUGAACUGAUAUCAGGGGACAAAAAAUACCUUAUCGCCGAUCAACCCGGCUCGAUCGUAUCAUUUGACUUUGUCACUGCUGGUGGCCUCGUGCAGCUGUCCGUGUAUCGCUCACAUAACGCUGGACUCGGCACCGCUGCAUGUUGGGUGGAUGAUAUGAAGGACAAGAGGGUGAUCAUUGAAGCGAGGUGGGACGAUCUGGUCAGCAUUGGCUACACUGUGACCAUUGCAAAUGAUUUAGAGGACGGCGACCACGUUCUGACUUGCGAUUUACUGGAGGAAACGAAAGACCCGCAGAAGAAGCACGAAUUCCGGAUCAUCGCGGUCAUCAGGUAG
This is a messenger RNA of Kwoniella mangroviensis CBS 8507, 1269 nucleotides long. RefSeq lists its product as uncharacterized. The record is from RefSeq and is a predicted model, not a curated record. The coding region runs from base 1 to 1269 and encodes 422 amino acids. NCBI's taxonomy places the organism in Eukaryota, Fungi, Basidiomycota, Tremellomycetes, Tremellales, Cryptococcaceae. The transcript is spliced from 14 exons.